Suillus bovinus is the source of this 537-nucleotide messenger RNA. RefSeq lists its product as uncharacterized. The annotation marks the transcript as partial. Lineage: Eukaryota; Fungi; Basidiomycota; Agaricomycetes; Boletales; Suillaceae. The transcript is spliced from 2 exons. The record is from RefSeq and is a predicted model, not a curated record.
UGGUCGCAGGUGACAUCAGUGCAGCAGGCUGUCUCCCUGCAUGUGAGUAUAUAUACCAAGACCAGGACACAAAUGAUGAAACUUGACAUGGCACAUGGCCAACUUCAGAAGUACAAACCCCUGCUUCGCGAGCAGCUCAAAGUCAGCACUGCCAUGGGUGAUCCAAAUGCCUGUGGUCAACAAAAUGAAUCCCUUGUGUGGUUCUGGUCCGUCGAGGUCGACAUGCAUGGUCUGGAUCAAUCAUGGAAUGAGGAAUGUGAGUUCCCUAAUGCUCGACACCUCUGGGCAAAGGCACUACGGGAUCAAUGGAAGGAAGAGCUGAUGUUGGUCCAAUUCGAGAUGGAUUGGACAUGUAACUUUUUCUUGUGGAAAGCAACCCAAUGGGGCGACCGGAUGCAGGAAUCAUUCACGAAACGACUUCCGGGUCAUGCAUGCUACUCUGGAAGGCAAUCCCGAAUGUAUUCAUUGCUGGUGCAGGACACCCAGGCAGCGUUUCAACACCUGCAGACCGUUUUGAUAGAUUCCCAAGAUGAAUGA